GUGGAUAGGAUAAGGCGAGCCAUUAGGCGCGUGAGACGACGAACCCCAGUGCCGAGCAGAGCAGCGAGCAAGUGAGCCAUGCUAGCCUCACCGGCGCUCGCCGGCGCCACCCACUCCUUCCCCGCCUUCGUGUCAGGAAACCACCUCCCGUCCGCCUACGCGCCCUCGCACUCGCCGGCGCGGCGGGCCUCCCUGGUUGUCCUCGCCAAGGCCAAGGUGUCCACGCCCCAGGCCGACCGCAUCGCCCGCCAUGUCCGCCUCCGCAAGAAGGUUAGCGGCACCACGGAGAGGCCAAGACUCAGCAUUUUCCGCUCAAACAAGCAUUUAUAUGCUCAGGUGAUCGACGAUACAAAGUCGUGCACUCUGGCUUCAGCCUCAACAAUGCACAAAUCUCUUUCAAAGGACCUCGAGUACUCUGCUGGGCCAACAACUGAAGUGGCACAAAAGAUUGGCGAGGUGAUUGCCAAGUCUUGCUUGGAGAAGGGAAUUACCAAAGUUGUUUUCGACCGAGGGGGUUUCCUGUACCACGGCCGCAUCAAAGCACUUGCUGACGCUGCUAGAGAGAAUGGACUUGAAUUCUGAAUCUUCUGUAUUUCUGUUGAUAUUUCCAGGAUCGCAUGUAAUUUUCUCUUUUUUCGGUCCCACCCGUUGAACUAAGAUCUUUUUGUAGUUUGAGUCGCUCUGCAGACAUGGCCACUCUUUAAUUUUCUGAUCUUUGUACCAACAUUGAAUCAACUUUGCAAAUGGAAAUUUCGUUUUGUAUUU
This is a messenger RNA of Lolium perenne, 765 nucleotides long. Its product is annotated as large ribosomal subunit protein uL18c. Gene Ontology annotation, molecular function: 5S rRNA binding; structural constituent of ribosome. Gene Ontology annotation, biological process: translation. The record is from RefSeq and is a predicted model, not a curated record. NCBI's taxonomy places the organism in Eukaryota, Viridiplantae, Streptophyta, Magnoliopsida, Poales, Poaceae. Gene Ontology annotation, cellular component: ribosome.